CACAGGAGAGUGUAAGGGGAAUCAGGAUGUUAAGUAAUAUCCAACAUUUCUGCAGAUGGCCGCCAUGCCACUUCAUGAAGCAAAGAGGAACAAGCUUCGUCACAUUUGUUACUGAAGGAAAAUAUAUGAAACGUGUUGCCCCUGCAAGAUCCUUGUUUACAUCUCCUUGUCUACAGAAACCUCAGCAAUCAGGUUCUACAAAGUCUCCUAUUACCUUGCGAGCAAGGUUGCUUGUAACUGUUGCUAUUGGCGGAGCUGCGGUGGUCGCAUGGCGCUAUUUGCAGUGGGAAAAAGAAGAGAAAAAGAAGCUGGAUCGAAUAAAACAACUUCAAACGAUCGCUGUUGGACAGGGAGACUUCAAUCUUUUGGACCACAACGGCCAGCCAUGUUCUAAAAAAGACUUGCGAGGAAGCUGGGUGUUGAUGUACUUUGGUUUUACCCAUUGUCCCGAUAUUUGUCCGGAUGAACUGCAGAAGCUGUGCUCUGUUGUGUCUCUGCUUGAGAAAGAACCCACAGUGCCCCCGGUUUUGCCAGUUUUCAUUACAGUUGAUCCGGAACGCGACAGUGUGGCAGAACUGGCGAAGUACGUUCGUGAAUUUCACCCACGACUCAAGGGAUUGACUGGCUCGCCGGAUCAGGUGAAAGCGGUAGCCCAGGCAUAUCGUGUCUACUACAGCGCUGGACCUCCUGAUGAGGAUAACGACUACAUUGUUGAUCACACAAUUAUCAUAUACUUGAUAAACCCAGAUGGAUUGUUUACAGACUAUUAUAACCGGAGCAAAAAUGAUCAGGAGAUAACAGAGAGUGUGAAAAAACACAUGAAGACUUACAAGUCGAUAUUCAGCUGAAACAAAAUGUUCAUCUCCCAGUUAUUGUA
Messenger RNA from Nanorana parkeri, 877 nucleotides. It is a transcript of the gene SCO2, whose product is annotated as protein SCO2 homolog, mitochondrial. The record is from RefSeq and is a predicted model, not a curated record. NCBI's taxonomy places the organism in Eukaryota, Metazoa, Chordata, Amphibia, Anura, Dicroglossidae. The coding region runs from base 27 to 848 and encodes 273 amino acids. Gene Ontology annotation, biological process: intracellular copper ion homeostasis; mitochondrial respiratory chain complex IV assembly. Gene Ontology annotation, molecular function: copper chaperone activity; copper ion binding. The transcript is spliced from 2 exons. Gene Ontology annotation, cellular component: mitochondrial inner membrane.